CAACUUGAAAAUUAACCCCUCUUGUUCUUGCCAUCUCGGUUCCCCCUCGUGGUUCGUACAUCUUCAUCUCAUCCCCAAAUAAAAUUGGAGUCGUCGCGAGGGUUUCAAACUAAUAGCUCUACUGCUCCCGAUUUCUCUCUUCUGUUCUGAAGCUCUUCACGUCGCAGCCACGGUGGCUGCCUGACCGGUGGGGAAUUGGUGAUCUAGAUCGAUCUUGGUGUUGUAGGUGGUCGUAGAUUGAUCUAUUGUUGCCGGAUCAAGUGUUGUUUCUUUACAUUUAAAGUUUGGGAGAAUUCACGUUUGGAGGUUCUAGUGUUAUCAAGAUGGUUUCGUUUGAGAUGAACGACAGAAAAAAGAUUGGGCUAGGAUUGACAGGAUUUGGCAUAUUUUUCUCUUUUCUGGGAAUUAUUUUCUUCUUCGACAAGGGACUUCUUGCCAUGGGGAAUAUCCUAUUCUUGUCAGGGGUGAUGCUAACAAUUGGUUUGAAAUCCACCAUGCAAUUCUUCAUGAAACGUCAGAACUACAAGGGUACAAUCUCAUUUGGUUCUGGAUUCUUUCUUGUCCUCAUUGGGUGGCCUAUAUUGGGAAUGAUCUUGGAGGCCUAUGGGUUUAUUGUACUUUUCAGUGGCUUCUGGCCUACAUUGGCCGUAUUUCUGCAGAGGAUUCCAAUUAUUGGUUGGGUGUUUCAGCAACCAUUUGUGACAUCGUUCUUUGAUAGGUAUAGGAGCAGACGAGUGCCUGUGUGAUGAUUUGAAUCAAUGGAAAAGCAAAGGACGGAUCGGGGCAAAGGUCACAUUGUAUGAUAGAUUGAUGUAUCUGACCUAGACUCGGUAUCUUUUUGAUUUGAUUCCAGUAGUCACUUGGUUGAAAAUGAUUCUUGAUUGAUCAUAUGACCUUUAUCUGUAUAAUACAUGGUUUCUUUAGUGUUCUUUUUCGCAAAUCAAUCCAUUGAUCCUAAGAACUUAGUUUCUUGGAAA
Messenger RNA from Nelumbo nucifera (sacred lotus), 977 nucleotides. RefSeq names its product vesicle transport protein GOT1-like. NCBI's taxonomy places the organism in Eukaryota, Viridiplantae, Streptophyta, Magnoliopsida, Proteales, Nelumbonaceae. Gene Ontology annotation, biological process: retrograde transport, endosome to Golgi; endoplasmic reticulum to Golgi vesicle-mediated transport. The record is from RefSeq and is a predicted model, not a curated record.